Heterotrigona itama is the source of this 4092-nucleotide messenger RNA. NCBI's taxonomy places the organism in Eukaryota, Metazoa, Arthropoda, Insecta, Hymenoptera, Apidae. The record is from the annotation of a GenBank genome assembly.
AUGUCUCGUCGUUGCUCAACUCUUCCAAAAGUCUUCUUACCCAACGUUCUUAAGUGGUUGACGUUUUACGGAUCAGUCGCCUCAGUCCCUGCGCGCUCAACGUCGAAAUCCGUUCGCAAAAUUGAAUCUGCCCUGGUGGGAACCAACAAGAGAGUCGAAAAGAGAGAAAGAGAGAAAGAGAGAGAAAGAGAAAGAGAAAGAGAUUGUGAGACUGGUGACCCGGGUGCAAUGUCGUAUCACCGUGGGGGCCAGGCGGGCGCCGUAGCAGUCUCGUACAGUACCAGUCCAAUGGCGCCGCAUUCUCCUAGCAGACGAUGUUCCAGCGGUAAUAGCGGCAAUACCAGUUCCGCUAUCGGCAACUCCGCCUCCAAGCUGAGCUCCUACCGAUCUACUGCUUCUUCGUCGAUCUUAGAUCGACCGACGAACUUCUACUCGUCCUCGUCGGCAUCAGGCAGCUCGGGCUUUCGUUCGAACUAUACGACCGAGUACAGGCGAUCCUAUUGCCCGUCAGGCAGGUCAGUUUCGUCGUCGACGUACAGCAGCACGGGCAGCAGCAGCGGCGGCGGCGGCGGCGGCGGCGGCGGCGGCGGUGGUGGUGGUGGCGCGACCACGAAUGUGACGGCAAACGGCACCAGCUGCAUCAGAUUCGGCUUGUCUACGUCGUCGUCCUCGUCGAGCAUCUCUGUCGGCGGCGGCGGCGGCGGCGGUUCGUCCAGGGACAGAGCGCUGCCAGAGUCCUCGUCCAGGCUAGAAAUAGCGGCAGAUCUGAUCAGGUACUCGCCGUCCGGUUACAUACCGAAUAUUCGUCAAACGAGCAGCACCGGCAGCGGCAACACCAGUGGAGCUCAUCAUCAUCACCAUCAUCAUCAUCCUCAUCAUCAUCAGUGGAAGCAUCACUCGGCCGGUUCGUCAUUGACGGAGUUAUUCGGUGGCGACGAUCGUGACGUAGCCGUCGAACGCAGUACCGGCAGAGAUCAUCGUCCGGAGUCGUCGCUUUCCUCGUCCUCCUCGUCGUCUUCCUGCGCCGUCAGCGGUGCACUCUGGUCCAGGUCGAAGAGAAGGCCACUGUCCAGCAGCACGGUGCUCAGCAGCGGGCAUGCACGCGCGGACAGUGCCGCGUCGCCUGGCGAGGUAACGAUCGACGAGCGCGGCACAAUCCGCGGCCUAGACGAGGACGACGAUGACGACGACGACGACGACAAAGACGACAAGGACGACAAUAACACCGACGACGAUCAACAUAACAACAACAGCAGUAAUGGGAAUAACAGCAGCGGCGCGGAAGACGCUCGUGAUCCCGGACAAUACGGGAUAAAUAAUAACGAUCGCGGUCACGAACGCGACCACAACAAACCCGACGACCACAACAAACCCGACGACCACGACGACGAUGACGAAGACGGCGACGACGAUGACGAGGACGGUAAGGACGAUGACGACGAGGACGACGAAGACAAGCUGAACAACCGGCAUCAUCGGCAACAACAGCAGCAACGCGGUGCUGCCCAUCGAACCGACGAGGUUUCACCAGCUAAGCGUAACCUCUUGUCGCCUAUGCUCGGUGGCGGUGCUGGUUUGAUCGGUGUUAAGCUCGACUUGCUCACUAACCUAGCCACUAAUCCGAGUAACGGCGAACUGCUGAUUAACAACAACGCUCAGAAGAUUAUCCAAGGGGUCGAAGAAGAGAAGGAGGAGGAGGACGUCGAGAUCGAGGACGAGGCAGCGAAAGGCGGCGGUGAGGUAAUACAUCACGGCAUCAACGACACCGUCACGUCCAUCGACGUGAUUGCCUUCCUCCGUGGUGGCCGCACCGGGGACCCAGAGAGCCUCGACGACGGCGAGGAGCAACGAAACGCGUCCAGUUCGUCGUACGGUAUCGAUCAGGCCGGGUUCGUAGGCGGCAGCACGCCGCCCAUCUUGCAAAACGGCGUGGCGGGAAGACCGUCUGGUACCUAUGGAGACGACCCAUCCGUGCCUUCUACCUCCAGGAGACCGGAUAGUCACUUCUCGGGGACGACCGCGAACACUGCCAGUAAUCUGACCUCCUCGUCGCCCACUGCACCGUCCACGGCUCACCAAAGUCUCUACCGCGGCGUCGCCGACCAGUUUUGUUUCAUGAACAGUGUGAUCCAAUGUUUGAGCAAUACGAGACCGUUGCUGGAAUAUCUGCUGAACGAGCAGUACUUGGCGGAUAUAAACACCAGCACAAGCAGUAUGAAAGGAGCCCUAAUCAAGGCGUUCAGCCAGGUGAUUCACGAGCUGUGGGAGGUGGGCGGUGACCUCGUGGUUAAUACGACGGCGCUCAAGUCCCAGAUACAAAGAUUCGCACCGCGUUUCAUGGGGUACAGCCAACAAGAUGCUCAAGAGUUUCUCAGAUAUUUGCUGGAAGGUCUGCACGAAGACGUGAACAGGGUGACGGUGAAACCCCAGCCGAUACACACGGAUAUCCCUGAAAUGUACACUGACAGUCAGAAGGCAGUCGAGAGCUGGAAACGUUAUCUGCGCAGCGAGGAUAGUAUGGUAGUGGAUGUGUUCGUGGGUCAAUUACGUUCGUCGUUGCAUUGCACCUCCUGCGACCACGUGUCGGUCACGUUGGACCCUUUCUGGGAUCUGAGCUUGCCAAUACCGGCCAGAAGUGGUACAGUAAAGUUGAGCCAAUGUUUGGAACACUUCACGCGAGAAGAGGUGCUUGACGGUGACGAGAAGCCGACCUGUUCCAAGUGUCAGAUGAGGAGGAAGUGCACGAAAAGCUUCAGCAUACAGAAGUUUCCAAAAAUUCUUGUUAUUCAUUUAAAACGUUUCUCACCGAUGGAACGAUUCCGCAGCAAACUAAACGUGAUGGUAGAUUUUCCAUUGACAGGUUUGGAUCUCAGUGCCUUUGCCGCGCCCAGAGUUCCCGGUUGUACGUACAAUUUGUACGGUGUCGCGAAUCACUCGGGCACAACGCAUUCUGGUCAUUACACGGCGUAUUGUAAGCACCCAUACUCGGGGGAGUGGCAUGAGUAUAACGAUAGUCGGGUAUCCGUCGUUCCAGCGCGAUCGGUCGUUUCCAACGAAGCCUAUGUACUGUUCUACGAACAGCAGCCUCACAGCUCUCACUUGUAACCUUACGCCAUGCCUAGAGUAUAAAAAAAAAGAAGGAAAAAAAAGAAAGAAAAAACGACCAUCUUGCCUCUCAAUACCUCAGUCCAGCAUAUAGUAUAAAAAAGAAGAAAAAAAGGAGAAAACAAAAAGAAUUAAUGAUAAAUGAAAACUAUACUUUAUCGCGUGGUAUUGAAAAGCGACUAAACACUGAACGAUGAGAAACGCUAAGGUCGUUUAUCGAGCAUAAAAAACCGAUCGUGUGUAUAUUGUGUGACACUUGGCGAUAAUCAUGCUCCAGUGCAGCCAAAAUUCUGUUUUUCUUCGUUGUUAGAUGUAACCCCAACUCGUGUCCCGAUCAAUUUUACUUCGGCUUUUUCUAGAAAUUAGAUGCUUUGGUGCGUUUCUUCAAAUACAAAAUCGCGAAUAAUUCUCUGGAAGUUAAUAAGAAGACGCUAUGAGCGAACAUUCUCGGAAAUUGAAGUUACAAGCAGAAAGUCCUACAAGGAUUCUCAAAUCAUCGUCUUCUCUUUCAAAUCUUCAUCGCUUCUCCUUUUCUUACACAUUUUUUUCUUCCUACUCUCCUCUGUAUAGUUUAUUCUUUUUUUUUGUACGAAACGAAUGAUCAUUGUUUGAAGAACCAGAUUUGCCAGACAGCUUUAAGAUAAAUAUAAAUAGACAAAUAUUUGGUAUUUGAAGAAAAACGAAGAGAAAAAAUGACUUCGCCAAAGAUCACGUAUACGGAAUAAAAAAAACAGCGCUUCGGAUGUCUAGUUACUUUUGAAUAGACGAUAUAGUAAAAAAAAAAAAAUAUACAUUUAUCCUCAUUCUUCACUGAAUACCUGGCAAUCUACAGCUAUUUACUUUUGUAAAAUAUUUUGUUUAAUAAUAUCACACAGUCAAGAGCUAUUUAUUUAAUUUAUGGAAAGAAAAAACUGAUAAAAUAUUAAUAUAUUCGAUAUUGACGAAUAUAAUAUAUGUAUAUAUAUAUUAUAUAUAUAUAUAUAUAUU